Messenger RNA from Plectropomus leopardus (leopard coralgrouper), 1283 nucleotides. It is a transcript of the gene rergla, whose product is annotated as RERG/RAS-like a. Gene Ontology annotation, molecular function: GTPase activity; GTP binding. The record is from RefSeq and is a predicted model, not a curated record. Lineage: Eukaryota; Metazoa; Chordata; Actinopteri; Perciformes; Serranidae.
CCAGGCAGCACACCAGCUCUGACCAAACAAUUUCACUGAUUAGCUCCUGUAUGCAUGAGAUGUGAGAGAUAUUUCUGUACCGGACUCUAGUUUUGUUUCUACAGCGAACAUGAAUGAUAUCAAGAUCGCCGUGCUGGGCAGUGAAGGAGUCGGGAAAUCAGCUCUUAUCGUGCGGUUCCUCACCAGGCGUUUCAUCGGGGAGUACGCGUCCUCUUCAGAGUGCAUCUACAGAAAGCGGCUGUGUGUGGAUGGGAAGCAGAUGAAUCUGGAGGUCUAUGACCCGUGCUCUCAGGCCUGUGAGGGUAAGACUUCUGUAAACGAACAGAUCCACUGGGCUGAUGGAUUCAUUGUGGUCUACGACAUCAGUGACCGCUCCUUCCUCACUGCCAAAGCCAUAGUGCACCUGAUCAGAGAGCUCCAGCUGGGCUCUGCCAAAAGGAGCGCAGAUUCACUCAUCUUCCUGGUGGGCAACAAACAGGACCUGUGCCACAUGAGGGAGGUGCGGCGUGAGGAGGGUCAGUGUCUGGCUGCUGAGUCUCACUGCCAGUUCUAUGAACUGUCGGCGGCUGAGCAUCACCAGGAGGUGGCGCUCAUAUUCUUCAAGAUGGUGCAAAGCGCUAGCCUGGGCAGCAAGGCCAAGGAUCGAAGGAGACGCCCCAGCGGCUCCAAGUCCAUGGCCAAACUCAUCAACAACGUCUUCGGCAAGAGGAGGAAAUCAGUGUGAAGGACAGCUGUCGGUCGAGACUGGACCAGAGGACUGAACGCAUCCUGUGGCUUGACUUCCUGUCUGGCUGUUGCUGUCAGUUGAGCUGAUGUCUGUAGAAAGAGAGGCGUUAGUGUGUGAGUGUAAUAUAACAGUAGCACAGAGCAUGUACCGUCUGAGCCUGCUGUCUGCUUACUUCAAUUCAUGCAUUUGCUCUCAAAUUUACAAAUAAAUGAAACUAAAUGCCCCGUAAACUCAUUUAGAUCACAUCCUCGGCCAUAUCAGGUAGAUAUUUAAGAUGUUUGUGAGUUGAGAGCAGCAGUCAGACAACAAAUGAUACCUCAGAUCAGCAGUCAGUGAAAAGUAAAGACUCUGAGAUGUGAGCAACAAAAAACAGAUGGCAACAUGUAAAAGAUUCAGCUCAGAAAUAACAUAUGAUAGUUACUGUGUCACAGAAAUAACAAAGCAACACACACCUGCUCACUCUGUCUGGAAGUGAGAAAUAAACAUUUAAAGAGAAUUUGGCUCUGUACAUUUCCUAAAAGAUAAUGUGUUUAAAAACUGUAAAUGAUAUUAAAAG